AUCUGACAAUGCUGCAAGCGUUCGGGAAACGCAAAGAUUCAAUGAAUUUGUCAGUGCCAACCACUGAUCCAACGUUCUUGAAUAUUACCAAUUCGUCCAAACUCAAGCAGUGGCUGGCCCAAAAUGCCGUUAUUUCGCCCCUUUGUCCCAUACCACGUAUCGGCCGGGCAGACUACAAUCGUCAAAUUUGGCGGCAUUCUCACAACAGAGUUCCUCGAGCCGCCUCCAGGAAGAUGCUUCCUCUUCCGUCAGACGUACAAGCACAAGCUGGACGGGCCGAUCCCUGACAAUCUGCGUCGGCUGAUCGAGUCGGCCGGUCGGCCCAAGGGCCCGCUGCUGCACUUCCACCAAUUCCAAACAGAGUACUUCCGGGUCGAGUCGGGCAUCAUGGGCAUCGAGUGCGACGGUGAGCACCGCAAGGUCUACCCGGAGGACGGCGAGGUGUCGGUCAAGGCCGGGAGCAUCCACCGCUUCUACAUCCACCCAGAGUCGCCUGGCGACAUGACAGUCUACCUCAGUGCCUCCGAGAGUGGUCUCGACUACCAGUUGGACCGCAUCUUCUUCGAGAACUGGUAUGGGUACUGGCAUGAUGCACUCCUCUACGAGGGCAAGUUGAACUUUAUACAAUACCUUGCUAUCCAAGAUGGCGGUGACGCGUAUUCAGUACCGCCUAAAUGGGUGCCUUUCCGGCGCUUCAUCGGCUAUUGGGGAAGCGUGAUCCUCGGCCGCUGGAUCGGAGGUCUCCUGGGAUACAAACCAUUCUUCCGUGAAUACACCACGGACUGGGACUACGCCGUCGCCAAGAUGAAGGGCUCGUGGUUUCAGCGGCACCUCGCCGAGGAGGCGUACAGCAAGCAACUUUCAUGGGAGGAGCAGGUCAGGCUGGACCGUGGGAAGCCGCUCAACGCCGAGUUUGAGCCCAUGACGACCGACCUGACCAAGCGCGUGGCCGACCAAAAUGGUAGCGCUGGCGUGGUGCAUGAUCUUGCCAGUGGUAAGGUGGUCACCAAUGGCUUGCGAUCGAGGACAUCCAAGUCUGGAGCUGGGGCGCAUGAGCAGGAGAUCGGCUAUGAAAAUAGGUAGGACCUCUGGACAUGUCUUCCCAAGUACGAUGAGGCAACAUGGUAGCAAAUAAGACUUAUC
This is a messenger RNA of Diaporthe batatas, 1143 nucleotides long. RefSeq lists its product as uncharacterized. NCBI's taxonomy places the organism in Eukaryota, Fungi, Ascomycota, Sordariomycetes, Diaporthales, Diaporthaceae. The record is from RefSeq and is a predicted model, not a curated record. The transcript has 3 exons. The coding region runs from base 124 to 1083 and encodes 319 amino acids.